AUGUCGACGCUCCCGUGUCUUGAUUUCGACGUGAAGACGCCCGCUUGCAUCGAGUGGAGAUCGAAUGACGCGACGCAAUGGUUGGUCGAUCCGGAUCCCCAAAGAGAUCAUUUGAUGUUGGAGAGCCGCUUCUGCAAUGAGACCUCUUCAGCAUCAUUUCAGCUGCUUUGCCCCAUUCGAGUGAAAGGAAUCGAGUCUCAAUCACACAUUAUCUGUCUGAUCCAUACAUCCUCUAUCACUUCGUUCGACUUCGAAGAGAACCCAGAGCUCCCGGACCCUGUACGAAAGAAACUCAACUGUAAAGCUAUUCGUUUACAUCUCGAAUCCUGUCAGCCUCUCGAUUUCAUUGUUCCGGCUGCGGCGACAGAACCGGUACAACCAAGGAAACGACUAUCUGGCCAAGCGUUCGAUUCUCUACGCUCGCUAGCCAAAGCAUCUUCUCUCGACAUCUAUAUUUCGGCUCGAGAGGUCUCCCAGAUUAAGCUUAGGGCGGUUUGUGAAGCCAUUUCUCGGGGUGUUAUGAAACCAUUCCAUACCGACAUUCCCGCCUUGUUGGCGUCACUCUAUGGCAGCAGUGGGGGAAAAAUCGUCAACCUCCCGCCGCUGCGGAAAAAUUCGUCCGAAUCGCCAAACGAUGAGCCUCCGUCAUAUGCGGAUCUAGAACCUCCGCCCCCUCCGGAUGAUUGUCUUCUUCCACAGCCCAAACUCAAAUCGCCGCUUGCCGAUACUACGGCCACGGCCGGCGGCAGCAAUACGAAGCGACGCCGACUGAAUGAUUCGGGGACCUCAUCCGACGCUGAUUGCUAUCGUGACAUAUUGGAUACACUAUGUCAUAUGCGCGAGGGAAUGCAGAGGCUGAUGGAGCGAGUUGAGCAACUCGAGAAAGAGAACCAAGACCUAAGAGAGGAACUUGAUGACUUGCGCGCCAGCUGUGAAAAGGCUACUGAUGCUAUCGAGUCUGACGAGGCGGCCUUCCUUGAGGUGCACGAAGAACUUGAUGAACUGAAAGUCCAGGUCGAUUUUCUCUCUCAGGGCGGAUUGUACAGUGAUGCUGAAGAACACCUUGUUGAAGCGGUCACGGAUUCUGUUCUCACGCAUAUGCUAGAUGGAGGAUAUAAUGCCAAGAUAACGAUCGAAAAGAGCUAA
This is a messenger RNA of Trichoderma reesei QM6a, 1146 nucleotides long. RefSeq lists its product as uncharacterized. NCBI's taxonomy places the organism in Eukaryota, Fungi, Ascomycota, Sordariomycetes, Hypocreales, Hypocreaceae. The transcript has a single exon. The record is from RefSeq and is a predicted model, not a curated record. The coding region runs from base 1 to 1146 and encodes 381 amino acids.